AUGACACAUAAUGGCCCUUCAACAGUACCCUCCGGACGUUUUUAUCCCAAGUAUCCCAAUUCCGCGAAUACGCAAGCAACAACGCACUUUAGCGCUCCCUCCCGACAAUCGACGACACAGCCUCCCGCGCCUAUCGAGACCUCUGAGCGGUCUCUUGGAAGUCAUUCAUUGGGCUCGACGAAUACUCGUUUCACGCAGGCUGCCCCAGUGUCGCCAGUGACACCCGGCACAGGGUACUCAGAUAUUGACAUACAGCCGUUCUUAACGAAAGUGACCAGACCCGACUGCGCCGUGUCCACGGCAUCCUUUCCCACCCCUGAGCCCAGCAACGCCUCAAUAGCCAGUCCGGUCGUUGCCGUCAGGGAAAGAGCGGGCUCUUCCAGCAGAGAUGCAUCAUCAACGGCAGGUGCGAAUGUGUCGCUCCCGCAGCCUGCUAAAUGGGAAGGUGCGACCCCAACACUCCCUGCCGCGACUUCCCUCAGUCCAGCCCAGCAGCAACAACGGCAACAACCCCAGUGGAGCACGAGUCAGACCUCCUCCCGGCCCUCUCGGCCUCCAUCUCAACCACAACCUCAACUUCUACGAUCGUUACACGCACAAUCGCCACACCAGCAGCACCAGCAGCAACAGCUACAGCAACAGCAAACUCAACAUCCAUCUCCUUCCCCUCGGGGGCAGAUCUGGCAGCAUGCUAGAGCCAAUCUUGAUUCAUAUAUACUACAAUUGAACCGCACAAAGCAUUCGUCCGACGCGAACAAAUCGGCCGAGACCGUGGAGUUGCCCCGUGUGCGUAUAUUGGAGGAUGCCUGUAGAGAGGAGGACAUGUUCUAUCUAGCUCUGCAUCAAACCUUCUGUCUCAACUCUGCAGAUCCGAGCCAACUAAGUCAAAUCACACACCAGGCAAUCCUGCCCGGCGUUGGCUUCGAUGUGGUCGCGCAGCUUUUGGUCGACAAUAAGAGACUGUCUCCAGAAUUUCUGCGAUGGUCUGUUGAGUACCCUAUGCCUCUCCGAGUGCUAUUGCAGUUUGAAGAGUAUAGGAAUGCUCUCAAACAGGUCUCACAUUGUUUAACUACGAUUUCCCGUUAUUGGUCUGUCUUUGAAAAGGAGAUUCGCUCACGUUGCCACCCGCCCCAGGUAGACGAAUUAGUUGACAGCUUGGGCGUCGAGUCGCCCGUGUUCCAACAAAUCGUGUUUACUGCGAUCUGUCGGCGUUUGUUUGGUGCACGAGAGGAACCAUACAAGGCCUGCAUAUCUCUUUUCGAAGAGGAUCAAAGAACCUAUAAGCAACGCUCUAUGCUUCCUGUUAAUGCUAGAAUACAGGCUAUAUUCGACUUUUUUGAGAAGUACAAACAGAUUUGUGCAUACCUGGCAGUGCCAGAGUCUUCAGACGAUCGAAAAACGUUUGCGCCACGCCCAGUUCCAUCUUCUGUUCAACCAGCAAUGUCCAUGACGAGGACGAGUGGGAAUACGCCACACCAUCAAAAUCUCACACCGAGCAACACACCCACGAGUCUCCCUCAUCGACUGCCUUCGACAGCCCAGAAUGUGUGUGGUCGGCACGUUCACUUACCUGCUAACCCUGUUUCUUACCCUCACGUGUCGCCAAAUAUGGUACCAAAUGCUGGUCAACAGCGACAUCACCAGCAACAACAGGCUUCUCAUCAAAAUUUCAUGCUGAACGCCGGCGCUGUUCAAUCUGCCCAAGCGCCUCAGCCAAAUCGUUUCACACCGCAAUUCUCUGGCUCCCUUCCUCCACCUCCACCUCAAUAUACAGUUGCCUCGCAAACUCCUUUGCCAGCCAAUAUUGCAGCGCCACAUCAGACGCUACCACCCACUCUCCAGAAUCAGCCAACUUUUCCACAUAUGAGACAGAACUCUACUGGUCAUCCCGCGUCGACUGCUUUACAUCCUCAAUACAUCUCUCCUGUCGCCAGUCCCAACAUGGGGCCUAGUAUCAGCUCACCAAUUCAACCAAUGUUCUCGCCAACACAGCCCCCGCCUAGCAACACAGGACAAAAUCGACGCCAACAACCUCCUCAAAGAGCUCCUCAACCAGGCCCAGCUACUUCUUCGCCAUUAACAGUGCAGCUUAGUGGCACUUCAUUUCCCCUAUAUCCUCAGGUGACAAUCCGACCCAUACCUCCUUAUCCUUCACCACAAAUACCCAAUCAACAUAGCCCCAACGCAAACCCACUUCCAGACAUUAUCCAGUAUUUUUCGGGAUUCUCCGUUGCUCCACAGCGACUUCCUCCUAACAGAUCCUCAUUCACCUGGACUUUCACUGUUUCACGUGAAGCACUACGUUUGAAGCCGGAUCUCGUCAGGCGACCCACUGGUAAUGGAUUUGUGCCGGCACUGUCUGAUGGGAAUAUGUCAUGGCGCCUUCGCUGCAUUAGAUAUCAGGGACGCCUAGACGUUGACUCGAUCGCUACAUGGUCACACGCUGAAAGUAGUUGGCCCGAUGUCGUAUACAUUCACGUCAACAACAAGGAAGUCGUUCGCUCACCGAAUAUGAAAGGCUCGCCAAUAAGUAUAAACAGUUUCUUGGUAGACGGCACCAAUGAGAUCCGAGUGAAUGUUUUGCACACCAAAGAACAACGCACGUCAAAUAUUUCAUACGCUAUUGCGGUUGAGGUUCUAAAGGUGAAAAGCCCAGAAAACUUUCGGAAACUGGUCAAAAGAUUGCCAGCUCAGGAGACGCGCCAACAAAUCCAGGCGCGUUUGUCAUCUAAAAACACUGACGAUGACGAGUUGAUGAUAAUGGAUGACUUCAUCUCCAUUGAUCUUCGUGAUCCCUUCACCACACGAAUCUUUGAGAUCCCUGUUAGGAGUUUAUCGUGCACACAUAGGGAAUGCUUCGACCUCUCUACUUUCUUGCAAACGCUUGCAGUCAAGGCUAUGGGGGAGAAACAUACGAUAUAUGUCAGGUGUCCUAUUUGCAGGAAGGAUGCGCGGCCUGACCUAUUGGUGGUUGAUGAUUUCCUCAGCGAAGUGAGAGCCUCGCUAUCCAGGGAGAACAAGUUGGAAACCGCAAAGGCUAUUCGUGUGAAAAGUGAUGGUUCUUGGUAUGCUGUUUUGGACACGGAAAGCGACAAUCGCACUACUACAAGCCGGAAACGAGACCGCAGUUCUUUCGAGGCGGACUUUAUCAAAGAUGAGAGCCUUCCUGCUUCUACUCCACUGGCGACUGCGGCGCCUGAAGUCAUUGAGCUUGACUAG
Messenger RNA from Talaromyces amestolkiae, 3219 nucleotides. RefSeq lists its product as uncharacterized. Gene Ontology annotation, biological process: protein sumoylation. Bases 1 to 3219 code for a protein of 1072 amino acids. Lineage: Eukaryota; Fungi; Ascomycota; Eurotiomycetes; Eurotiales; Trichocomaceae. The transcript has a single exon. Gene Ontology annotation, molecular function: SUMO ligase activity; zinc ion binding. The record is from RefSeq and is a predicted model, not a curated record.